CACCUCAUCGUCGCCAUUCCACCUCCACCGCCAUGUCACCCAGCAUGUCCUCCACCGUUCUCCUCCGCCGCACCCUCACCGCCGCCACCUCCACCCGCUCCUUCUCCACCACCCGCCGAGCUCCCGCCUCCCUCCUCUUCGCCCUCGGCCAACUCUCCAACACCCGCGAAACCCAACACUUCGCCAAACGCUCCAAGCUCGAUCACGUUGAACACUCUCCGCCUCUGCAACUCAUUCGUAGCAGUGAAGUCGAUCCUUUCGCUCCGCCGAAGAAAGUAAGAGCUACGAAAGCGAAGGAUGCCACGGCGGGCACAAGAGCUGCGAGCAUCAAGGAGGAGUUUGAGAGGAACAUGGCUCAGUCAGAUGGCAGUGGGGUCGCACCUCUCACGGGUGUGCGCAUGAACGUGGAUACAUCUCCGUGCGAUGCUCAACUGGCGAGUGUCACGCAAGAACUCACGGCUCGACUCGAGCGGUCUGGAAGGGAUAUUCAGGAUCUAGAAAAGGGUCUCGCGGCGGUGCAGAAAGAGUUGGGAUCUCUGGUCAAGACUUUGGGAAUAUUCAUGUUCUUGCUCGUUGGUGGUGUGACGGGUGUAGCGAUGUGGAAUUUCUGGCCGCAAGAGAAGAGUGGGAGGACGGGUGAGGAGUUGGGAAAGAAGGUGGCGCAGAGGACACGGGCUGCGAGGCCCUUGCCGGCGGCUGGAUCGCUGAGGAGGGAUGUUGGGAUCCAGACUGGACUGGGGGCGACGAAUGCGGGUUUGGCGGAGGUGAUGGGCGAGGCGGCUGUGUUGCCUGUUGCUGCGAGUGCUGUGAGUGCUCAGCCUGUGGCACCGGGUGUUCAAGGUGUUCAGUCGACGCAGGAUGAGUGGAGGUGGUACAAGAAUCUGUUCUGGAAGCAGAGGUGA
Zymoseptoria tritici IPO323 is the source of this 902-nucleotide messenger RNA. RefSeq lists its product as uncharacterized. The coding region runs from base 33 to 902 and encodes 289 amino acids. The record is from RefSeq and is a predicted model, not a curated record. NCBI's taxonomy places the organism in Eukaryota, Fungi, Ascomycota, Dothideomycetes, Mycosphaerellales, Mycosphaerellaceae. The transcript has a single exon.